AUGGACGACUAUUUGUUUCGCCAAUACGUCAAUGAGUGCCGUGUGGUGCAUGAGGAGACGAAAUAUCUGGAAAUCUUCAACUACUCUGACCCUGUUCAUAAUUCCUGCGAGGAGCAUCCUCUCACACCAGAUGAAUUUGACAAUUUCCUCCAGCAAAGGGGAGCUUUUACGCCGCCGGAAUUGCGUCUCGGAACAGUCCUCUUGAGUGGCAUUCGACUAGUCGUCCAAACCGAGGCCAAGGACAAGGAUACCUUUAUGCCCAAAGUCCUGUCCCUACCCAAGGAUGUGUACGAGCAAAUGGUCCGGGUUCUCCGUCUGCCCUUUCGCGGCAUCGAAACCACAUCUGUCGUUGGGCCGUUCUUCUGGACCUCGUACGACCACGACGAUGCCGAUCCCCAUCUUCACAUUCUGCAUCGCAAGUCCGACGUCCGCAAAAAGGGCCGGACGCGCGGUUGGGAGAUGAUGCUGUCGCACCGCUUCUCGACGGGCGUGACGUCGGGCUUCGUCAAGGGCACGCCAUCGUCCGACAUCGUCGCGGCACUGCGGCAUCUGCGGGCGUGCGCCGCCCAGGCCGGACACCCGCUGCUGCUGCCCACCAUCAUCCUCGCGCACGACCUGGCGCCGGCCAACGACCAGAAGCAGCGCGACGCGCGCGACUGGCUGCGGCGCCUCGAGCACGCCGUCAGCCUGCGCGACGAGGUCGAGGCCGAGGAGCAGUACUUCCAAAACGGCCGCCUCGAGGUGGACGGGCUCAACCGCGACCUGGUCGAGUGCCACUCGAACGUGCUGUGGAAGCGGCCGCAGGCGUACAUGGCGCUGACGCUCGAGAUGGAAAAGGCCAUGGGCCUCUUCAAGAACAUGUACGAGGCGCGCCGGCGGAUGGCGGCGGAAGACGAGGCCGGGGCCGGGGCCGAGGCGGCGAGGAAGGCGAGGGAGACGCAGAGAAGGGAGCUGGACAAGCUGCACCGGUCCAUGCUGGCGCGCAUGGACUUUUACAAGGUCAAGCUGACGGGCUUGGAGAAUUACAUCCACACGACGUUGCAGAGACUCAAGGUGCAGAGAGAAGCGCUAUACAACAUCAUGUCGCAGCGCGAGGCUCGUCUCAACCUCGAAAUCGCCGGAGAGCAGCGCCGCAUCGCCCAUGCCAGCAAGCGCGACAGCACCGCCAUGAAGACGAUUUCCCUGCUCGGCACGCUCUUCCUCCCGGGCACCUUUCUGGCCUCUGUGUUUAGCAUGACGUUUUUCAACUUUCAGUCCAACGCCGAGCCCGUCAUCUCGGACAAGCUCUGGGUCUACUUUCUCCUCACCAUCCCCAUCACAGGCGCCAUUGUGGGCAUCUGGAUCUGGUAUGACCGCCGCAAGGAGGCGCAGUACGCCCGCGACGACGAGGACCUGGAAAAGGACAUUAACAAGAUGGAGCACGACAUCAUGAUGAAUCUGCGCAGGCGGACCAUGAGCAAGAACCACACCUGGAACACCAUCAGUCCGCCGCCGCGGUGA
This is a messenger RNA of Cordyceps militaris CM01, 1500 nucleotides long. RefSeq lists its product as uncharacterized. The transcript is spliced from 7 exons. Bases 1 to 1500 code for a protein of 499 amino acids. The record is from RefSeq and is a predicted model, not a curated record. Lineage: Eukaryota; Fungi; Ascomycota; Sordariomycetes; Hypocreales; Cordycipitaceae.